AUGCGAUUCGCGCUCGCGCCUCACCGCGCGUGCGCGUUUACGUGCGCUCGAGCGUCUCGUUCGCGCAUCCGCUCCCGCGCGUCGUCGUCGUCGUCGUCGUCAUCCUCCAACGAUGCGUCCCGACUCGCAAAGCUCACCAACCUGGACGACCAAACGCUCGCCGCGCUCGGCGACGAAGUCCUGGACGCGCGUCCGCUAGUGAAGAGAAUGUUACUACUCCGAUCUCUCAUACGACGAGGGGACGUCGAGCGCAUGAUCGCGUGCGAACCGGCGCUGGUGAGUCGGAAGAUUACGGACGAGGACUUGGAGUACCGAGCGCGCGACGCGCUCGAGGCGAUUGAAUUGCGAGUAAAGUGGCGGAACGUGGCGGAAUUUUUGGUCGAGUGCGAGCCGGGAUUGUUGUUAGGAUACGGGGGACAGAUGCGAUUGGAUGAGAUCAGGGAUUUCGCGGUUGAACAUGAAGAAAAUUUGGCAGCAAUCGCCGGUGACGGUGAGGAAUGGUUGAGCAUUCCAGGACAGCGUUGGGUUUCGAACUUUGCGAUUUCGUACUACUAA
Molecule: messenger RNA, 555 nt
Organism: Ostreococcus tauri
Lineage: Eukaryota; Viridiplantae; Chlorophyta; Mamiellophyceae; Mamiellales; Bathycoccaceae
Product: unnamed product
Exons: 1
Coding region: 1-555 (184 amino acids)
Source: RefSeq, a predicted model, not a curated record